This is a messenger RNA of Hydra vulgaris (swiftwater hydra), 651 nucleotides long. RefSeq lists its product as uncharacterized. Lineage: Eukaryota; Metazoa; Cnidaria; Hydrozoa; Anthoathecata; Hydridae. The record is from RefSeq and is a predicted model, not a curated record.
AUGGUACGUUCAGUCAAAAGAAUUCUCAGGAAAUUAUUAAAAACUGCAAGAUUAUCGUACAUAGAAGUACUUACAAUUCUUGCAGAAAUCGAAGUCGUUACGAAUAAGCGUCCGUUAACGUUUUUGUAUGAACAACUGGGAGACGAACCGUUAUCUCCUAAUCAUCUCGUGUAUGGCAAAAGAAUAAGCGUAGAAACAUUAUUAAUGAAAAAUGGUUAUAAAAAUAUGGACAUAAAAAAGCGCGUUGUAUAUACAAACUCAAUUUUAGAACAUAUUUGGAAUAGGUGGCGCAGUGAAUAUUUAACAGAGCUUCGCGAAUUUCAUAGAAGUAAUAAUAAAUGUGGAAGUAAAAAUAAUAUAAAGAAAGGCGAUGUAGUGAUAAUUCAAGAUGCAAAUUUGGUUCGAGGAUUAUGGAAAUUAGGCGUUAUUGAAAACCUUUCACCGUCAACAGACGGACAAGUGCGUGCAGCAAAUGUGCGAUGUGUCUCCGCUGGGAAAAUCACGUAUUUGAGUCGCCCAGUUAAUAAAUUGUGUUUACGUGAAGAAAAUAAAUUUGGUGUUGUUGAAACUACGUUUGUGAAUGAAAAUAACAUUCAGCUAUAUGUUACUACUGUUGGUGGCGGGAGUGUUGCGCUAAUCAAGUUAUCGUAA